AUGGAGACAAGCCCCGAGAACCCAAACCGGGCCGUGGAGUACCUCCUGGAGCUCAACAACAUCAUUGAGAGCCAGGCCAAGCUCCUUGAGACCCAGCGUCGGAGAAUCGAGGAGCUGGAGGGCCAGCUGGACCGGGUGAGCCAGGAGAACAAGGGUCUGAGGUUGGAUCGUCCUCCACGAGAGUCACAACCCCCUGAGCAGAAUCACAACCCCAGCCAGCCCCUCACCUUGCCUGUACACCCAGGGCCUGUUCCUGGUCCUGUGCCCGUGCCUGUGCCCAUACCCGUGCCCGUGCUUGGUCCCAGCCCUGGGUCUGGUACUGGGCCUGGUUCUGGGCCUGUGAUUGGUUCUGGCAGCACCCCCGCUCCCACAGCACCCGCCACUGGGCCCAGUAGGAGUCACACCAGGCUGACCCGAGGCCUGUCCUUUGGCUCAUCCCCAGCUGAGCGGGAAAGGCUGGAGCGCACAGACAGCACCGACACCAGCAACAGCUCCACAAUACGCAGAAAUGUGGAAGGGCAGUCUCAGUGUCCAGAGACACACAGCCCUUACAACCAGACUCCCUUCCUGCGCGGCUCAGAACGCUUCACAGACAGCAGCACCGGUCCUCCGGGCCCGAGGGGCCCCCUGUGCGUGGCUUCCCCUAGCACAGCAAGCCUGGCCUGGGCCCUGCGGACACGCCACCAGCCUGCCAGCCUGGCCCUGCGCAAACAGGAGGAGGAGGAGAACAAGAGGUGCAAGGUCCUCUCAGACAGCUAUGAGCUCUCCACAGACCUGCAGGACAAGAAGGUGGAGAUGUUGGAGAGGAAGUACGGUGGGUCUUUCGUGAGCCGCAGAGCAGCCCGGAUCAUCCAGACGGCGUUCCGCCAGUACCGCAUGAACAAGAACUUUGAGCGGCUCCGCAGCUCCGCCUCCGAGAGUCGCAUGACGCGCCGCAUCAUCCUGUCCAACAUGCGUCUGCAGUACUCGUUUGACGAGCGGCAGCCGCAGGCCCAGACGCAGACACACUUCACCCACAGCGUGGGCAUUGGGCCGCCACACUCCCCCGUGUGCAGCCCAGAGAGGGACACCGACCGGCCAGACUACACUCACCUGGAAGACUCCUUCUCCAAACAGGUGAAGUCCCUGGCUGACUCCAUAGAUGACGCCCUGACCUGCCGCCCCGGGAGGGACGACUCCCAGGAUGGCAGCAGGGAGGGCGGGGGCCUCAGCGAGGACUUUGGCGAGUGUGUUUGGAGCAGCAGCAGCAACCCGUCCUCUCAAAGAGGCCUGGGAGACAGGCCCCGGGGAGGGGGAGGGGGCCUGAGCAUGCACGGUGACAGCACGGCCACCUCCUACAGUGACGUCACCUUAUACAUGGAUGACUGUAUGCCCUCUUCGCCCCUCUCCCUGGACCGCGCCCCCAGCAGCACAGACACAGAGUACUGGGGGCCCGGGGGGGGCGUGGGAGGCCGCGAGGACAGCAGGGACACCGAGGGAGGGGGCAGCAGCAACAGCCGCCGGAGCACCCCUUGCACAGAGUGUCGGGACUAUCGUCUGAGGGGCGCCCACCUCCCCCUCCUCACCAUCGAGCCCCCCAGCGACAGCUCGGUGGACAUGAGUGACCGCUCGGACCGAGGGUCCCUCAGCAGACAGUUGGUCUACGAGCAGGAGCCUGGGGGAGGAGCUGGCUCUCCUCAGGGAACCCUAAAACACAACCCUAACACGGGGCCCCGGCCCUCCUCCACGCCCGCAGCCCAGGGCCAGACCCGCGCCCCCGGCCGGCCCCUACCCACACACAUCCCCCAUCACGUGGCACACCACCACCACCACCACUCCAUCCACCACCACCAGUACCCAGACACGCCCUCCUCCUCCUCCUCCCCCCAGCAGCCGCCCACCACCCCCCUGUCCUCCUCCUCCUCCACAGCGCUGCCCUCUGGUGGCCUGGAGCAGCCCUGCUGCUCUGAUGGAGACAACGACUCGCUCAACUCCACCACCAAUUCCAAUGAGACGGUGAACUGCAGCUCUGGCUCCUCCUCCCAGGACAGCCUGCGUGAGCCUCUGCCCCCGCUGGGCAAACAGACGUACCAGCGAGAGAGCCGCCACAGCUGGGACUCCCCCCCAUUCAACAACGACGUGGUCCAGAGACGCCAGUACCGCAUCGGCCUUAACCUCUUCAACAAGAAGCCAGAGAAGGGGAUCCAGUACUUGAUCGAGAGAGGCUUCGUGUCGGACACUCCUGUUGGGAUCGCUCGCUUUAUCCUGGAGAGGAAAGGCCUGAGCAGACAGAUGAUUGGGGAGUUCCUGGGAAACCGGCAGAAACAGUUCAACAAGGAUGUACUGGACUGUGUGGUGGAUGAGAUGGACUUCUCAGGGAUGGACCUGGACGAUGCGCUGAGAAAGUUCCAAGCCCAGAUCAGAGUUCAAGGAGAGGCCCAGAAAGUAGAAAGGCUUAUAGAGGCUUUCAGUCAGAGAUACUGUGUGUGUAACCCGACCCUGGUCAGACAGUUCCAGAACCCAGACACCAUCUUCAUAUUGGCCUUUGCCAUCAUCCUCCUUAACACUGAUAUGUACAGCCCUAACGUCAAGGCUGAGAGGAAGAUGAAGAUAGAGGACUUCAUCAAGAACCUGAGAGGAGUGGACAAUGGUCAGGAUAUCCCCAGGGACUUGCUAGUUGGCAUCUACCAGCGCAUUCAGAAGUGGGAGUUACGGACCAACGAUGACCAUGUGUCCCAAGUGCAGGCUGUGGAGAGAGUCAUUGUGGGCAAGAAGCCUGUGCUCUCCCUACCCCACCGCAGGUUGGUGUGUUGCUGUCAGCUGUAUGAGGUACCCGACCCUAACCGACCCCAGAGGACAGGGUUGCACCAAAGAGAGGUCUUCCUCUUCAACGACCUACUGGUGGUGACCAAGAUCUUUCAGAAGAAGAAGACCUCAGUGACAUACAGCUUCAGACAGUCCUUCCCUCUGGUGGAGAUGCAGGUCCACAUGUUCCAGAACUCCUACUACCCUCACGGCAUCCGUCUGACCUCGGCAGUGCUGGGUGGGGAGAGGAAGGUCCUUAUCGUCUUCAUGGCACCCAGUCAGCAGGACCGCACCCGCUUUGUCAGUGACUUGAGAGAGAGCAUCGCUGAGGUGCAGGAGAUGGAGAAGUACAGAGUGGAGUCGGAGUUGGAGAAGCAGAAAGGUGUCAUGCGUCCCAGCUUGCUGAGCGGAGGUGGGGUUGGAGGAGGUGUGGGUGUGAAGAGUGAUGUGGUAAAUGGCAUUCUGGGAAGGCCCAGUCUGGAUGACAACUAUUCUGCGGGGGAGGGGCUGAAACGCACCGCCCUCAGCUCCUCUCUGAGGGACCUGUCAGACACAGGGAAACGUGGUCGCAGGAACAGUGUUGGUUCCCUGGACAGUACCAUGGAAGGCUCCAUAAUUAGCAGCCCGCGGCCUCACCAGUGCUACACGGUGCCAGGAGUGGUCCCUAGCUGCUACGGAACAGAAGAUUACCGGCCUCACCGCCCCAUCCUGAGCCCCGGAACAGGGGUGGGGGGUGGGCCGGGGCAACAACACAUCCCUGCUGGGACGGGAGUUGGGGGAGUACCCAGCAGUGUAGAGAGGGGGGGGGUGGGGAGCGGCCCUGGGGGGAGCAACACUGGUUCUUUCCUGGGGUCCCUAUUCGGCAGCAAACGUGCCAAACCGCCAGGGCCCCUUAUCCCACCGGGGCCACCCUACCCCGCCCCUGUCCCCCCACCCACCACUGGAGGGCCCCCUCCUCACUCCCCUUCAUCUCUGUGCCAGUCCGACGGGGGCCCUUCCAAGAUCCAGGCACUCCAUGCACAGUACUGUCACACGGGCAGCGUGCAGCCCCCGCCCCCUUACUACCAUCACCAUCGCUACCACGUCCAAACUGGCCCCCCUCCCAUGCAACCCAUGGCCUGUCAUACACUACAGAGAGGGCCUCUACACUGUCGGCCUCCGCUUGGCCCACCACACUUCCAGCACCAGCAGCUGGCCCAUCUCUCCCAGCUCUCCCAGCAUGGCAUACAGGCUCGCUACGCCAACAUGGUGGUGGGCUUUCCUCCCCCCCUUUCUCCUCACUCCCCACACUCCCCGAGUCCUCAGUUUGCCCUCUACCACACACAGCCCACACACUCUGUCAGGGGGGGCAUCGCAACUGGCACCAAGCCUCCUCUGACCUUGUCACACUCCCACCCGCACCCCCACGCACACUCCAACACCCACCCCGGACACGUACACACGCCCCACCCAGCCACCCACCCCACCCAUCAGGCACAUUUCAUCUUCGGCACGCUGCCCCACCAGUCAACGUCCGGCUCCGUCAGUGCCCAUCACGCAGCCUCCGUCGCCCCGUAUCUGCCCCAGUACCCUCCUCUCUCUUCCAUCCCCCCUCCCCCCCCCCCCCACUCCCCUUUACCCCCCCCUUCCUCCCCCCUUACCCCUCUUACGCCUCUCUCCCCUCACCCCCCCCAGCACCCCGGACAGCCCCAGCAGGGGCCCCAGGUAACGGGAGCUGGGGCAACAGGCACAGGGGGCAGUUCCAAAUCCAAGCCUAUCAACCGGAUCAGUACGGUGGUCUGAGCAGGAUGUGGCCACACAGAGGUCUGCGGUCCGAAGGGAGAGUGGGGGAGGUGGCCAGGGUCAGGUCCAGGGCUAGGACGGAGCAGG
Hypomesus transpacificus is the source of this 4653-nucleotide messenger RNA. It is a transcript of the gene iqsec2b, whose product is annotated as IQ motif and Sec7 domain ArfGEF 2b. Gene Ontology annotation, molecular function: guanyl-nucleotide exchange factor activity; protein binding. Gene Ontology annotation, biological process: actin cytoskeleton organization; regulation of ARF protein signal transduction. The coding region runs from base 1 to 4566 and encodes 1521 amino acids. The transcript is spliced from 14 exons. NCBI's taxonomy places the organism in Eukaryota, Metazoa, Chordata, Actinopteri, Osmeriformes, Osmeridae. The record is from RefSeq and is a predicted model, not a curated record.